Molecule: messenger RNA, 4391 nt
Organism: Corythoichthys intestinalis (scribbled pipefish)
Lineage: Eukaryota; Metazoa; Chordata; Actinopteri; Syngnathiformes; Syngnathidae
Product: monocarboxylate transporter 12-B-like
Exons: 8
Coding region: 2379-3872 (497 amino acids)
Biological process (GO): transmembrane transport; monocarboxylic acid transport
Cellular component (GO): plasma membrane
Molecular function (GO): monocarboxylic acid transmembrane transporter activity
Source: RefSeq, a predicted model, not a curated record
CCAUGGCCGUCAGCGUGCAGGAGAAGCCCCGCCCGGUGGCCGAGGAGGGCGGAUGGGGGUGGGCGGUCGUUGCGGCCUGCUUCCUCGCCACCAUCUGUAUUCGCGCAGUCACCAGGUGUGUGUAAAUGUGUGUAUGUUUCGCCGUGUAGUCCAACAAAAGUACAAACUGUGAGCAGUUUCGCAAUAACACAAAAGCAAAGAUUCACGUAUCCUUGUGUGCAUGUGCACCCACAAAGUAAGGAUGACGGUUGUGUUUGUGUUCCGGCAAGUAAAAGUGGGCGUAUCAGAUCUUAUCGUAGUACAAAAACAAUGUGUUCCAGAUCUCACACCAGUACAAAAUCAAGUGUAAAUGUAUUUGUAGUCCCAAAGAAAUACAAAAUAAAUGGCACACACAUUGGCUGCCGUUGACGGCACUAGACGUCCAAUUAAUUUUGACUGGGGGUGAACAAGUCAGAAUGAAUUGGAUCUUGAGUGCUGUCAGUGGCAGUGAAAAUGAACAUUCGCAGCCAGUCCUCCCAGUUGAAAUUAAUUAGCUGUCAAUGGCAGGCCAUAAGUUAAUUUGGGUCACUUCCUUGCUAAUUUUCAGACGGUCACCUCCUGUUGAUAUGUGGUCACUUUCUGUUGGUUUUGGGGCGUUUACAGGUCACUUUCUGUUGAUUUCGGUUUACUUUCUAAUGACUUCUGAGCAUUCCUGCUUCACUCCUUGUCAAUUUGGGGCAAUUAAAGACAGAUGUCAAAAAAACAAUGACCCCCCAAUGGAGAAAUAUGGAAAGAGUUAAUGACCCAAAAUAUCCAAGAAUCGACCCAGGAAUGCCUCAAAAUCAUCAAAAAGGUCAUAAGAAGCUAUUAGCCAAAAAAUUAACAGGUAGUGACUAAUAAACAAGAGGUGACCUGGAAAUGCCCUAAAAUCAACUGCAAAUGAUCCAAAAUGUGACACCGGAAUGUACCUGCCGAAAGUGAGCCAAAGCACCUGUGACCUAUAAGUACCCUAAAUGAACAAGAAAUUGACCCAAAAUUAACAACGAUAGACAUCCGAUUCAUGUAAACUGGGAGGAAUGGCUGUGAAUGCUCAUCUACUGUAUCAGUGCCAUUUACGACGCUAGGGGACAAAUGAACAUUUGUGAGUUAACAAGGAAGGACCUAAAAAAGCUGUAAAAUGAAAAGGAAGUAAAAGCAAAGUAUCCCCAUUGCAUUUUCUAUUUGACUUGACUCUUGUGAUUUAGUAAGUAUCUCUAAAUAGCUCCUCUCUUACCAGGAGGUCAUACCUGAACAGAUUAAAGUGUUAACUUUUUCUUACCCCCACCAAGGCUCUAAAUUCCUCCUAAGACCUUUCCAUGUGGACUUAUUGGCACAGUCAGCACGUUUCCAUCACACAGUUAAGAAUGAAGUCAUUCCAAGUGAUAUGUGUUCUGUUUAUUUUGUUGUUGAGCAGCACAUUUCUAGAGUUCUUAAAUCAGAAAAAAAGAACGGAGUGAAUGAGUGGCAGGUGUCAACUGAUAACCUCGUCCAAAUCUUUAUCAGCUGAGAGAGGCCGCGGAAGACAUGAAAUUACAUAAGCGCACUUAUGCAAGGUUUCAUAUAUUCGAGGCCUUUUAGUUCGUGCACCACCUGACCCAACACGUUGCUCAGAAAAUUGAUAUACGGCAUCUCAAAAUAUCAAUAUUUAUGCUUUUGCAUUCAUGCCGGAUUAGCAGCGACUUCUGCGCGAUGUCCAAAGAUUGAUAUUCCAUUUUGUGCCGUGUGAUUAAAUGAUACUGUGUAUCAAGCUGCUGAACAGGACAGGUUUAGAAAAAAAAUGAACACAUUGGAAAACAUGAAAACAUUCGACGUUGGAGUACUGCCACUGUGUAUGCAUGAUCGAGUUUCAGUGUCAAUGACGGCGAUAAACGUCCGGUACAAAUGGAUUGGGUGUCUAUCGCUGUCAACGGGAGUUAAAGUGCAUACGACACCAAAAAGCAUGUUUAUUUCAUAUUUCACGCGGUGUUUUAUGCUCCUGAAUGAAAUGGACCGCUUGGAUGUGUGUGGAAACGAUCGUUUUAUAAAUUCUAAUUUUGAAUCCCACGCCAUGAAAAUGAGUAACUUCCGGCUCCAGUCUCGGGUUCAGGACAAAUGCGAAUGUGACGUCACCCGGGUCAGCAUUUCACAAUACAGCAUUGCUUUAUAGCAUGCAGAUGGACUGCGGAUUCAGCUGAUUUUGCGGAUUAAUUUGUUUAUUUUUCGCAUCACGCCAGCCAAAGGGCUGCAGGCUUUUGUAGCCACACCGGGGAGAAGCGUGUGAGCCUUUUUGGGUUUCAGAAAGUUCCCGUUCACCCCGAGAUCAGCCAAGACAAGUGUGCGACAACUGUGGGACCAUUGGACUAACGAGGAAAUGUGUUUCCAUGUUUUUCGUGGAGUUCCAGCUGCACUUUGAGCGAGAUUAUUCCACCACAGCCUGGAUACACAGCCUCAUCGACUGCACCACUAUGCUCUGUGCACCUCUGGGUAGUUUCCUUGGUAACCGUCUGUCGUGCCGAGCCACGGUGAUGCUCGGGGGCUUCUUGUCCGCGCUAGGUCUGAUCCUCGGGUGCUUCGCUUCCUCUCUGGAGCAUCUCUACAUCUCUCUGGGCAUCAUCACAGGUGUGGGCUUCGCUUUGAGCUAUGCUCCAUCCAUCGCCAUGGUCGGUCGCUACUUCAGCGAGAGAAAAGCGUUGGCGUACGGCAUCGCCCAGUCUGUCUCGUUCUUCCAUCCAGGCAGUGGCAUUGGAACCUUCAUUUUGGCUCCUUUGGUGCAGCUGCUUAUCGAUCAAUACUCUUGGAGGGGCGCCAUGCUGGUCCUGGGCGGCUUUGUCUCUAAUUUGUGUGUGUGCGGAGCCUUGAUGAGGCCGGUGUUGGAGCAUAAAGACAGGAAAAGCUUCUCCCUCAAAAGCACCAAAGAAGAAUCCGAAGAGAGCCCACUAAAGUCACUGGAAAAGAGUGACCUGAACUACACUGAAGGACUCUUGAUUGCUAACUGCCACCUAGAGAACAGCAAACUAGCCGAGGUCAGCAAGCUAAAUCAGGCUAACGCACUAGCCCUGCUAUCCGGCGGGCCCGACAACAGGCUGACAGAUCUCAAGCUGGCCGAGUGCAUUUUAAUCAGCAAUGUGCAAACGACAACCGCACUCGGGGAGACUCCGAACUCAAACUGCAAAACGGCCGACGCAAAGAGGGAAGUUCGGGGUUGUUGUAGUUGUUACCUCCAGCUGGAAGAAGACUUUGGCUUCCUGAUGGUUCCGGACUUCUUGGUCCUGGCUUUGUCCUUCCUCUUCCUGGCGUACGGUUGUAGUACUCCAGUGGUCUACCUAGUUCCCUACGCCCUCAGCAAGGGGGUGGAGCACAAGCAGGCUGCAUUAAUCAUGUCUAUAUUUGGAGUUAGCGGCAUCGUGGGUAACGUCACCUUUGGUUGGAUCACAGACAGAGAGUGUCUGAAGCGCUACCGAGUGCUGAGCUACAUGCUAGCCAUCGGAGUGGAGGGCCUGAGCUGUCUGUUUGUUCCGCUCAGUCACUCUUUCGCACCUCUGGCGGCCUUCACGGUGGUCUAUGGCUACUUUGACGGUGCUUACGUGGCGCUCAUCCCCGUGGUCACCUCGGACGCUGUGGGCUCCUCCUACCUCACUUCAGCUCUGGGCGUGGUCUACUUCCUGCACGCCGUACCCUACCUCAUUAGCCCGCCCAUAGGCGGUUGGUUGGUGGACGUGACUGCCAACUACACGGCGACCUUUUUUGUCAGUGGAGUUUCAUUCAUAUGCAGCGCUGCCAUCUUGGGGGCAGCCAUGUUGGUCCGACGCUCCCGUCGGUCGAGACAGAAGGUGCCCUGUCCUGAACAUGCUGGACCAGUUCCCACCGUCAUUUAAGGAACUUUAAGUUUUUAUAACAAUCAAUCACUCUUCAAACCACAUUUUUUUAUUAUUUUUUUUACCUCAGCUUUUUGUAAGUGAAAGCUAACGAUACAAAAAUUUAUAUAUUGAUACUUUCGUAUCAUUACGAUAUGUCAUAUGGAUAUUUGAUAGUGCAGCAUUUAUUCUGUACUGGGAAAAUUAACAAUAAAGCUCAUGAAAAUAUCAUUAACAAUACUGUGAGUGAUAACACUUAACGGUGUUGAUAUUUGAUACUUAUGGAAUAAUACUGUACCUUGAAUGGUAAAGACAACACCUGGAAAUAUGUCAUACUGGUGCGUCGAUAUUGAACUGUGAGACACAACUAUGAAAUAUCACCGUAUCAGUAUUUGGUAUCAGGGUAUCGAUACUGCGUCAACACAAUAUGUAUCAAUUUGGGCAAGAUGUCUUGCCAUUUUUGUGUCACUGGAUUUAUAUAUUGUUUGUAUGUUUUAAAAAAAAAAUGGACCAAACAUGCUGGAAAUUAAUAAACAUUUU